CCACAUAACUAAUUUAAUCUUUAGUUCCUUAAACCCGCCGUGGUAAGCUGACCGCUGGUCGAUCUGUAAAGUUGUGUAAACAAUCCUUUUGAAGCGGCCAGUCUAAAGUUGGUGUUCACCACGCGUGCACGUCAACGGAAAUACACAAUUCCAGGUUCCACCCGACUAUGGGAGCGUGACCUGUCAUCUCCAAGCGUCUACUCCACAAUCAUGGCUCGCCCUACGGUCCUCGUACUCGCCCUCGCGAUCAGCUGUGCGCUCGGCUUCAACGGAGACAACUUCGAGCUCGAGUGCCCUGACGAGUGCGACUGCCACUACUUCCGCAUCAACUGGGUCACCGACUGCUCCGAGAGCAACCUCACGGAGAUCCCCUACGAUGAGAUCAGCAACAGCGUCUAUAUCCUCGACCUCAACGGCAAUAACAUCACGGAGCUGAAACCAUUCCCCAGUGACAUUAAGAUGAGGAGGCUCCAGAUCGCCAACAACAUGCUGACGCGGGUGGAGCGGCAAGGGUUCACCGGAUUGGAUUAUCUGAUCGAUGUCGACUUGUCCGGGAAUAAUAUUUCGUACGUGGAUCCUGAAGCAUUUUUGGACUCACGUGGCCUGCUCAACGUGGAGCUCCAGGACAACCCCAUCACCGCGGUGAGCGGCCCCUUCCUCGUGUCCGGCACCCUGCAGUACCUGGACAUCAGCUCCUGCAACUUGUCCGACAUCAACCCGCAGUUCUUCGACAACAUCACAUCACUCACUUCAGUGGACUUGUCCUACAACCCUCUGAAAACAAUAGAGGCCGGACCGUUCGAUAUCCUGACCAGCCUGGAAACUUUGAAACUAAACAACUGCAAAAUAACCUCCAUAUCAAACUAUGCGUUUUCCGCGUUGAUCAAUUUGAAAAACUUGGAGCUAGCAGGAAACUACCUGGCCGGCACUGAAUGGCCGGAAGUGCUCGGCAAUCUUGUCAGGCUCGAGUACUUGAACUUGAGGAAAUCGGGUAUCAAGAACCUAUCUGAGGACACGUUCUCUAAUUGCACAAACCUGGUGACGCUAGUGUUGGCGGACAAUGAGUUGCGCCAGCUGGACGUCGCGGCGACACUGGGCAGCAGCGUCGUGCAUCUAGAACUGCUGGACCUGUCUAAUUGUAAUAUCCAAGGGCCUAUAUCAGGGGAAGCGUUUGCAAAUGCAACUCGGUUGAAAAGCCUUUAUCUCUCUGGAAACCCACUGUUUGCUUCAGACCUAUCAGAAGCCAUUGAGCCUUUGCCGAAGCUAGAGAAAUUGUUCCUGAGCAAUUGCGGACUUCGAAGCGUUCCAGAUAAUUUUAAUGUCUUUGACAACCUGCAGGAGCUAGAUAUCUCACACAACCCCCUUGUCAACGUAUUUGCCCGUCUUCUGGCACCUCUGGAUAAAUUGGAGUAUCUGAAUAUGGGAUACAGUAACUUAUCUUUUAUCGGUCCAGACAGUUUCUCCAAAAUGACGUCAAUGAAGAGACUGGUACUUUCUGGAAACGACCUCUUGUCCCUGGAAGCCGGUUUAUUUGGGAACUUGACACAAUUAACUACACUGGAACUGGAAUUCUGCGGACUGAAGCGACCGUUAAACGCCAAUGCAUUUUUCAAAAACUUGACAUACAUGGAUUUGCGUGAAAUUCGUCUCGGAGGAAAUCCAUUGGUGAUACCGGAAUCUGGACCGUUAUUCCCUAAACAACUAUCCCAAGUGACAAACUUAGACCUGAGUAACUGCAACAUUACAAAAUUAAACCCAGACGCCUUCAAGAAUACUGAGAACAUCACAGAAAUAAGUCUGGCUGGAAACAAACUAAAAUCAGAAGAAGGAAGCUUAGCGUUCUUGGAAUCACUAAAGCAGCUGGAGAAAAUAAACCUGAGUAGUAACAACUUAACAACGAUAGAUCCACAAGUAUUCGUACACAAUCCCAAACUGCAUUCUCUGAACCUUGUUGGAAACCCAUUCAUCUGUGAUUGCAAGAUUGCUGAGAUGUGGGACUGGGCUAACAUGGUAAAGGGCGAUCUGGACGUACUGGUUGGCGCCAAGAGUGCCGAGAAAGACAUCGUUGUGAAAGGUAACAAGAAAAAGAAGAACUUGUACUGCCGUUACAAUGAACUUCGUAAUUUGACCAUAAAUGCAAAUAGAACGGUACCAGGUCGACGACCAUUCAUCAAGCCAAGAGAGCUAACCUAUGCUAACAGAACUUGGGCCAAAUAUGUCCGGGAAUCUGGCUGCGAACCCGUAGUCAAGAUUCUUAGACCAGUCGCUUUGAUGGCAGAUUUAUUCAACGCCCAGUCCACGUUCGCAAACUCUCCUACGGCUAUAGUUCUUGGGAUUUUAGCUUUAGUAAUAGGGUUAGCAAUAAUCAUUUUGACAAUCCGAAUGAUAUUGAAAAAGCCACCAACAGUUUGUGAUGAUACAGAGAACAAUAGGAAGCAAAGAUAGCAUAUUUAAUUACACAAGUAGGUAAGAAUUUAUACUGACAGACAGGAGAGAAUACGUAUAUACGUAUUAUAGAGACUGCAGGGGCAUUUUUUGUAAUAUUGUAAACUGAUAAAAAAAAAAACAAAGCGAAGUACAAAAUGCGCUAAGAUUUUACUGGUUAGAUAUCUGUUAUCACGAAAUCUAAUAAGUUAUUCUGAAAUACCUAGAUGUAGUUUUGAAACAGUAUCUUAUUUGAGUCGCUAGGGCAGCAUGGCUAUAAGUAAGUGUAUUUCUGUGAAAGUGUAAUUAUGAUUAAUAUUUGUACCCUACUAGUCACGUCUAUAGAAAAUGUAUUAUCAUGUGAAUUUGAUCGAGCAGUAAAAUCAAAGCCUAUGUUCUAUCAUAGAUUUAAUAAGUGAAACCUAUAAAUGUGCAUUUUACACAGUA
Plutella xylostella (diamondback moth) is the source of this 2871-nucleotide messenger RNA. RefSeq lists its product as uncharacterized. Gene Ontology annotation, molecular function: protein binding. The record is from RefSeq and is a predicted model, not a curated record. NCBI's taxonomy places the organism in Eukaryota, Metazoa, Arthropoda, Insecta, Lepidoptera, Plutellidae.